AUGGCACUCUCUCUUCACUCCUGUGACGUCUCUGACCUCUGUCUAGGCAAGCCUCCUCUCCGCUGUCUCCCCGUCUCUUCCUCCGCCGUUUCCGACGCCAUCUCCGCCCUCAAAUCCUCCGAAGAUCCCUUCAUCUCCGUCUGGACCUGCACUCACGACCACAACGAUGCCUCAGACGCAGAGUGCGAGUGCUUGGGGAAGAUAUCAAUGGCUGACGUCAUCUGCCACUUGUCCCAAGACGGAGACCACACUCUCUCUUCCUUAGACGCACCUGUCUCUGUUCUUCUCCCCAAAACCCGUUCCCUCGUCCUCCAUGUUCAAGCCUCCUGCAGCUUAAUUGAAGCCAUUGAUCUGAUAAUCCAAGGAGCACAGAAUCUGAUUGUCCCGAUUCGGACAAAGACCGUCACGAAGAAAAGACAGCAAAACGACAACGUUUCGGUCACCACCACCACACAUUCAAACGGAAAACGAUUCUGCUGGAUCACACAAGAAGACAUCAUCCAGUUUCUCCUCGGACGCAUCGCCGCAUUCUCACCUCUGCCUGCGAUGUCCAUCUUCGACCUCGGUGUCAUCAACAGCACACACGCGAUCCUCGCCGUUGAUUACAGCUCCUCAGCAUCCACCGUCGUCUCCGCAAUCUCUCGCGCUCUCGCCGAUCAAACUUCCGUCGCGGUGGUCGAAGGCGAAGGAGACGACCCAUUGAUGUACCUAGUCGGAGAGAUCUCCCCGAUGACACUGACCUGCUGCGACGAGACGGCCGCUGCUGCGGUGGCGACGCUCUCCGCCGGGUAUCUGAUGGAGUACUUAGACGGUGGAAAUCCGCCGGAGAGUCUCGUCCUGGAAGUCAGGAACCGUUUGGAGGAGAGAGGACUGAUGGGUCUGCUCUCGCUUUUCGAUUCUCUCUCGCCUUCGUCGCCGUCGUCUGGUUAUUCGUCGGAGGAAGAAUCUCCGGCGAGGACAGCCUCGUUUGGGAGGUCGAUGAGCAUGUCGGCGAGAAUGGCGAGGAAGGCGGAGGCAAUAGUGUGUAACCCGACGAGCUCGUUGAUGGCGGUGAUGAUCCAAGCGAUUGCUCACCGAGUGAGCUACACGUGGGUGGUUGAUAAAGAUGGGUGUUUCGUUGGCAUGGUUACUUUUGUUGAUAUCUUAAAAGUUUUUAGGAAAUUUUUGGAGAAUAUGAUUUAA
Microthlaspi erraticum is the source of this 1182-nucleotide messenger RNA. The record is from the annotation of a GenBank genome assembly. Lineage: Eukaryota; Viridiplantae; Streptophyta; Magnoliopsida; Brassicales; Brassicaceae.